Messenger RNA from Coregonus clupeaformis (lake whitefish), 3906 nucleotides. Its product is annotated as GTP-binding protein 1-like. Gene Ontology annotation, biological process: translational elongation. Bases 305 to 2443 code for a protein of 712 amino acids. Lineage: Eukaryota; Metazoa; Chordata; Actinopteri; Salmoniformes; Salmonidae. The transcript has 13 exons. The record is from RefSeq and is a predicted model, not a curated record. Gene Ontology annotation, molecular function: GTP binding; GTPase activity; translation elongation factor activity.
AUAAACUCAUGUUUUUUUAUUUACUUCACCGCUAUUUUAUGUUGCCACUUGGAGGAUUGUAAACAUGUUGUAUUGCUAGCUAAACAGAAAGCAGAUAGCCAAAACGUACGAGAGAGUUUCUGUAUUCUGGCUAUAUCAUACAAUUGCUUUGUUAACUGCAUAUUAUAUCAGCUGUUUAUGUGGUCUGAAUUUUUGCCAACGCAACUGAAGCUAGUUAGCCAGCUACUGUUAGCUGUCAUAAUCGUCAACACAGCAAGAGACAGCAAGAAGACAAUAUAGCAAUCGUUACUGCAAAGCUGGCAUAAUGGCAUCUUUGGCGGCGCACGAGUCAAGUUUAAGCCCAAAUUCGAUACCAGUCCUCACCGACGCUCUGAUGCCCGCGAGCAUUUUCGCUCCGGACCGAGGAGGUUGUGGAGAUCAUGACGCCGGGGUAGAGUGCUUCGAGGACUGCGACCUCUUCAACGGCGAGGCCGUGGAUCUCGGCAUUGACUUCACUAGCAAGUUGGCCCUGGUCAGCCCUAAUGGAGAGCAGUAUGACUUGUUACUACGACAACUCCGGGAGAGGAUGGACGAGGGUUGUGGGGAGACCAUCUACGUUGUUGGGAUGGGCUCAGACGGAGGUGACUAUGGUCUGGAUGAGGGAGAUAUGGAGGCUUCUGUAGCCACGAUUCAGUCCCUGUGUGAGCAGACAGAGUCAGACCUGAUCCUGCUGAGGGAACGAAUCGAAGCGGGGGGGCAGGUACGCGACUACCUCAUCCGCCGACGCGUAGGUGAUCAAGACUUCCUGGAGGUCAGGGUAGCGGUGGUGGGUAACGUGGAUGCAGGUAAGAGCACCCUGCUGGGGGUGUUGACCCACGGGGAACUGGACAACGGCAGGGGGUUCGCCCGCCAGAAACUCUUCAGACACAAACACGAGAUGGAGAGUGGCAGGACCAGCAGUGUGGGCAACGACAUCCUGGGCUUCGACCAGAAGGGACAGGUGGUGAAUAAGCCAGACAGCCAUGGGGGCAGUCUAGACUGGACUAAGAUCUGUGAGAGGUCCUCUAAGGUCAUCACCUUCAUAGACCUGGCUGGACACGAGAAGUAUCUCAAGACCACCGUGUUUGGAAUGACUGGACACCUGCCUGACUUCUGCAUGCUCAUGGUGGGCAGUAAUGCAGGUAUCGUAGGGAUGACCAAGGAGCAUCUAGGUCUGGCCCUGGCCCUCAAUGUGCCUGUGUUCGUAGUGGUUACCAAGAUAGACAUGUGUCCUGCCAACAUCCUACAAGAGACGUUAAAGCUGCUCCAGAGGUUACUAAAGUCCCCAGGCUGCAGAAAGAUCCCUGUUCUGGUCCAAAACAAAGAUGAUGUCAUCGUCACAGCCUCCAACUUCAGCUCCGAGAGGAUGUGUCCAAUCUUCCAGAUCUCCAAUGUGACAGGAGAGAACAUGGACCUGCUGAAGAUGUUCCUCAACUUGCUGUCUUCUAAAACCUCCUUCAGAGAAGACGAACCUGCAGAGUUCCAGAUAGAUGAUACCUACUCAGUACCGGGUGUAGGCACAGUCGUAUCAGGGACUACUUUACGUGGAUUGAUACGUCUGAAUGACACGAUGCUGUUAGGCCCAGACCCACUGGGCAGUUUCCUCUCCAUUGCGGUCAAAUCUAUCCACAGGAAGAGGAUGCCAGUCAAGGAGGUGAGAGGUGGACAGACUGCCUCCUUCGCCCUCAAAAAGAUCAAGCGUUCGUCCAUAAGGAAAGGCAUGGUGAUGGUGUCCCCCAGGUUAAACCCACAGGCAUCAUGGGAGUUUAUGGCUGAGAUCCUGGUUCUGCACCACCCAACAACGAUAUCACCCCGCUACCAGGCCAUGGGUGAGACUCACUCACACACACACACAGCUGUCUCAUGUCUGACUAUACGUCUCUCCUUCUCUCGCCAUCCCUCUUUAUCCCCCUCCGCAGUGCACUGUGGCAGCAUCAGGCAGACAGCCACCAUCCUGACCAUGAACAGAGACUGUCUACGAACAGGGGACAAGGCAUCGGUCCACUUCCGCUUCAUCAAGACCCCCGAGUACCUCCACACAGACCAGAGACUGGUGUUCAGAGAGGGACGCACCAAGGCUGUGGGCACCAUCACCAAGCUGCUGCAGUCGACCAAUAACCUGCCGUCGAACUUCAAACCCCCGCAAAUCAAAAUGCAGUCUACGAAAAAGGCCCCGUACCGCAGAGAGGAUGGAGCCACGCCAGCCAAUGAGGACGAAGCGAGCACAGCCCGACCAGACAGUCCGCACCAAUCACAACAACCGACAGAGGGGGAGGAGGACCCUCAGAGUAAUGAGGGGAACAAAGAGAACAAGCCAAAGUCAGGAGGGAGCAGGAGACGAGGAGGACAAAGACAUAAAGGCAAAUCAAACCAGAGCAACUCCACCACAGCAGCCCCAUCAUCAAUAGGCACAGGAGGUUCUUAAACUACACCCCUCUCAGACCCCAAACUACAGUACUUCCUCCAUCCACCUGUUUCAGCAGAACCCCCCCUCCCCUUUCCAAAACUACCCUUCCCCUCUCCCUCUUCAACAACUACCCCCCGUCGUAACCCCUCAGCAGAAUUAUGUGGUCCUAAAUGGUCCCUUCCCCUCCAUCCCUACCUCUCUCCCUCUAUACCACCCUGCUAUCUAUCGCCUUAACAAGUGUCUUUAUCACUCACACCAGAGAAAAGUCUUAAGAGGGACUAGGUGAAAAGCAGCUCCCGAAGUAAACACACAGCUCUGUGCUUGUAGAUGGUUAACUCUGCCUCCUCUCAUCUUAACUCAAUCACUCCGAUUAGUUUAGAAAGCAUCCUUAUUAUAUUUACAGUGUAUGAACCUGAUAUGCCUUCCUUUUAUUGGGUCUAUGGUGAGAAUGACUGUAAUACUGUGUAUACUUCAUCAUGAGCCCAAAGCCACAACAUGAGCAGCUAUUCCCUUACAGUAGAGUAACCCAGCUCCAUGCAUAUAGCUCAUCAUUGUUUCGCUGUUUAGCAGGCAUACUAGUAAGUGUUUCUCUCAUUUCCUACUAUUUAUGACAUAAUGAAGCAUGUUUUCGAUAAUUUUUUCAUAUUUAAUUUUAUACAAAAAUGGAAGGAAGUAAGGUCACAACUGACAUAGUGAAUGGUACAUUUUAGCGGGCCUUCAUUAGUAAAAUAUCCCUCAAACAUCUUAUUGGCCAUUUAUGGCCAUCAGUGAAACCAAAAGGAAACCCAGGGUUUGUCUGAAUAUCAUCACACACUGGCCCUUUCUCAUUUGGGAAAAAGUCAGUCCUCUCUCCUCCAUGGCCCGGAAACCGAUAAGUGGUUGAGUGUCAAUUCGUUAGUAGGCGAAAUGGAAAAGUGUCCUCCCCUACUCGAUAGCCACCUUUCAUCGAGGACAGUCAUGUGUAUCCUACUCUUAUCGGAAGAGUUUAGAACUCUGCCACACCCCCUGUGAAUCAGCUAGUUUUGAAGGAGAAAAACAUGCACUUUUUAAAACAAUGCUACUUAUAGGUAAAACGAUAAUGUCUUGCACAACUAACUUAAUUUAUUUGAUCACUUUACACUUAUUUUGGGAUCCACUCCGUAAACGUCAUUUCAUACAAGCGCAUUUUCGUCCACGUUCCCUCUCCUCGAUUACCUUUGAUCUUUUUCAGAAGGAGGCGAGAGGAGUUGAGCAAAUCCAAUUGAGAAAAGGCCACUUGUCUGCUCUAAAACUAAAUCUUCCAUUUACACUGAAUAUCUAGGGUUUAUUUAAGAAUAUAAUUUACACUUGAUCCUCUCACUUAAACAGUUGCUAUUGGUUGUAAUAAUAAUAGCUGUAGCCUAGCCUAAGGAGCUGUUUGGACCAUCACUGUUUACGUAGUUGUGGAAUUCAACAGUUUGCCUCUGACAUUCACCAAUAAAAGACAGGCAUUAUUGAUCUUC